AUGUGCAAGACCUCUCAGGCUUGGAAGGAGGUUGGAGACCCUAAGAUCUCUGAAGCAGCGAACACGGACCGGAGGGAGGGUCGGGCCUUUGACCUAGGCUAUGAACCGGAGAGCAGCGACUGCAUGGCCGCCCACUUGGGCGCUGUGGAUCUAGACCUGGUUGGCGAGCUGUCCAACAAGGUUGUCUUUCAGGAGGCUAUGGCAUAUAUGGAGAAUCUACUUGACUCUAACCUCAUCAUUGUGGAGAUCAUAGUCUCAGCGGCUGUUUGGUAG
This is a messenger RNA of Clonostachys solani, 273 nucleotides long. The record is from the annotation of a GenBank genome assembly. NCBI's taxonomy places the organism in Eukaryota, Fungi, Ascomycota, Sordariomycetes, Hypocreales, Bionectriaceae.